Molecule: messenger RNA, 569 nt
Organism: Caenorhabditis angaria
Lineage: Eukaryota; Metazoa; Nematoda; Chromadorea; Rhabditida; Rhabditidae
Source: the annotation of a GenBank genome assembly
AUGUCACUUCAUGAAUUGUCUGAUGGUAUUCUUGGAACUAAUGUUAGUUUGAAAGAUAUUGAAGAAGCUUUUGGUGGAGCAGAAUUUGGUGAAAAUGUAAAAGUUAGCAAUAUUAGUGAGAUGAAGGUAUGAGUUUUUUAUUCAAUUUUUUUCUUCCCAUCAAACUUUUUCAGGGUUUUAUGUCUCGAAUUGCAUUGAUUGAACCUGACUGGAAAAUUGACACCGGACUCCCGAAGAAGUUCGCCGUGAAAAUAUCUUCGCAGCUAGCAUUCAUGGAAGUUUCCAAACUAACAGGCAAAGCAGAUAUUGAAGAGGAAAAACUGAAAAAACUUGACGAAAAUCUGAAAAUGUUCAAUAAUCGUGAAGUUGACGUUUAUAAUUUAUUGAAUGAUCUGAAGUUUCCGGAAAUUCCUUUGAUCAAGAUCUAUGCGACUAGAAAAUUCAGUGAAUCAAAUCCGUUGAAAGCAUUCAUAAUCUCGGAAUAUGUUGAAAAUAUUUCAAAUGUCAAGUUCUAUAAUAAAGUUGAUCACAAAACUAUUCUACCAAUUAUUCGAAUUACUGAAAAUUAA